AACACCAAAAUUCAUGUGGAUAAUAUGUAAUAUUAACCCUAAGAUGACACAAAGUUGGAUACUGUAGUCCACAGACACCCCAACAAAACCUCAAUCUCUUCAAAUUCUCUUGUUUUUCACUUUAUUUUUCCCCCAUCGAUUUCAUCUUCAAAUCGAAGUAGUACAAAAAUCCAUCAAUGGAGAUCGUAUCAAGACAACAACACGAAAGAGAAAACCCAUCUCCGACGAACUCUCCGUCCAGCCAUGGCAGCAGUAGCAACAGCAAUGGACAUACCGCCGGCGGUGGCGCCGUCCAAACACCACCACUAACUCCAAGACCCGUUUCAAGAUCCGAACCAAAUUCAUACCCAACAACCUUCGUCCAAGCAGACACAACUUCCUUCAAACAAGUAGUCCAGAUGCUAACCGGAUCAUCAAAACCGACCCACCAACCAGAUCCGGCGCCGACGAGGACAUCCAUACCGCCGAUCAAAACCGGUCAACAGAAGAAACAAGGAUUCAAGCUCUACGAGCGUCGGAACAGCCUGAAAAACGGGCUGAUGAUCAACGCAUCGGUGCCGAAGCUCCAUGGUCAUGGGUUAUCGCCGCGACUCCAUGAAAUGCUCUCUCCAAGCAUUCUUGAUUUUCCGGCGCUUGUUCUUAGUCCGGUGACGCCAUUGAUCGAAGACCGGUUUAAUAAAUCGUCACCUUCGAUUGGGAACUCGUCGGAAGAAGAGAGGGUAAUUGCGGCAAAAGGAUUUUAUUUGCAUCCGUCGCCUAGGGCGGCGACGCCACAUGGGACGACGGAGCCACAGCUGCUGCCUCUUUUUCCGUUGACCUCGCCGCGGGUAUCGGAGUCGUCGAUUUAGAUAAUGGCUUAAUCACGAUUAAUGUUAGAGAUCUUUUGCUUCAAUUGUACAAUUUGGAUCUCUCUAUUUCAAUCGAAAUUAAAAUAAUAAUUUAAUUAAUCAUCCAA
Messenger RNA from Lactuca sativa (garden lettuce), 955 nucleotides. RefSeq names its product VQ motif-containing protein 4. The record is from RefSeq and is a predicted model, not a curated record. NCBI's taxonomy places the organism in Eukaryota, Viridiplantae, Streptophyta, Magnoliopsida, Asterales, Asteraceae.